AUGGCAUCGGUCCUCCUCCACUCUUUGCCUUACAUUGACAGAGACAUGGGCGAAGCGGCAGCAGCAGAGGCCUACCGGGAGGCUCAGGCGUUCCUCUUGCAAGGUUCCAGCGACUGGGUAAUCAAUCUGACAUGGCACGAUGCCGCGCGAAAGCUUCUGGUGGCAGGGCUGGUGGAUCCAACGAGCUGUUUGGGAGAGAAUCGGUUUCGCUUCUACGUCUACGAUUUGGGCGACUAUACCCGGCCCCUCCUGAGCUGUGCCUCAGGCAUGGAGGGCUCCGAGGUGUUGCUGCACCGCUGGAUGCUACAGAGUCGCUGCCGCACUUUGGAUCCCGAAGCAGCAGACUUCUUCUACGUUCCCUUCUACUCCUUCUGCUUCCAGCUGCUGGGCCUGAACCUGCACAUCAAACCAGGAACAGAGACACUGGAGCUGGAGAAGCACAACGUUGCGGUGGUGAAGUCUUUGCAGUACUUUGAUGUCUACCGAAGGAGGCAGCACAUCUUCCACUUUGCGCACGAGUUCUGGGACUUCCCUUCUUGGGAGGCACAUGUGGGCAGGUCCAAAAUCUUUGCGGUGGAGGCCAACCCGCUGAUUGACGUGGAGAACUAUCGACACUGCGUUUCAUGCUUCGAGGCCUGGAAGGACAUGGUAGUUCCGGGCCACACAGAUGCCUGGGCUGUGCGUCGGCUUCGGGAACGGCGGAAGCCACUGAAUGCCCCGCGACGCUUCCGGCUUUGUUUCCACGGUGCUCUGCGCCAUGAGCUCUACGAGAAGACCCACGCGAAAGGACGGCCCUUCAACGGAAGCAGCGCAGCUGAUGUACGGAGACAGAUCCAGGCUCUGUCCGGCGAGCCUGAUGCGAGCAUCGGGCCGCAUAUCACCCCGCUCCUGGACUAUUACGACCGUGUUGGGGACUGCUCCUUCUGCUUGGUGCCGAAAGGUGUUGGCUACACUAAUGGGCGCCUUUUUGAGGCAUUCUUCGCAGGCUGUGUGCCGGUGAUUCUGUCCGAUGCGAUGGUGGUGCCCUUCCAAGCGUUCCUGCCAUGGUCUGAUUUCAGCAUCAAGCUCCCGAUGGGCGACGUGGCUGCGGUGGUCCGCCUGCUGCGGGCUUUGCCGGCAACAAAGCUGUCUCACAUGCAGGAGAGCUUGUUGCAGCAUGCCUGUUGGUUCGAUUAUUAUUCGGAGGACCCUGACUGUUCUCCUUACGAGGGCCUACUUCGCGUUCUGGAGGAGCAGCAGCCGCGAGAGCACUGGGAGGUAAAGCAGCUGCCGCGCUUCUGGGCCCCCCUCAGCGGCGCAGCGUUUAAAAAAGUGUCCGUGAAGGAGCUGAGACGCAGUCAGGACCGACUCCGCAAGGAGGUCCUGAGCGGCCAGGCUCUGAUCCUGGCGGAGCUCCGGAGCCUGCACUCUUAUUGGAAGGAGCAGCUGGGCCAAGUGUCAGGUGAGCUUCUGCCCAACAGCAUCCCUUGCAAGGGGCCAGCAAAGGCGCCCACAGACAGAGAUGCGGGGUCAGAGGACCUUUCCAAGGGUGUCGAGGAGUUCACUGAUGCGAUUGUCAAGAACAUCGAGAACCUCACAAAUGCAGUCUUCUGCGAACCUGAAGUGCCGCCGCCUUCAAGGUAA
Molecule: messenger RNA, 1623 nt
Organism: Symbiodinium pilosum
Lineage: Eukaryota; Dinophyceae; Suessiales; Symbiodiniaceae
Source: the annotation of a GenBank genome assembly